AUGUGUCUGCUGCUGGUGACCUGCUGGAGCUCCAAAUGGAGAGGUGGGUUCACAUGGGACGGUUCUGCUCUGCACUUCAACUGGCAUCCUGUUCUCAUGGCGUCUGGAUCCGUUUUUCUGUAUGGCAAUGCUGUUGUUGUGUACCAGGUCCCGUUCACCUGGAAGCAGAGGAAGUGCAUCUGGAAACUGGUGCAUGCUGGACUGAUGCUGUUGGCUUUGCUCCUGUCUAUCCUGGGCCUUUGUGCUGUGUUUGAUUCCCACAGAGGACUCAAAAUUCGUGACCUGUCCUCUAUACACAGCUGGGUGGCCAUCAGUGCUGUGAUAAUGUUUGCAUUUCAGUGGAUUUCAGGUCUUGCUGGUUUCUUGUUCUCUUGCUCUCCCCUGUGGAUCCGUAACACCCUGAAACCUGUUCAUGUCUGGAUGGGAAAAGCAAUCGUCCUCAGUCUGACCUCGUACAUCAGUGACAUCAAUGAGAAACUGCUUCUUUCCCUUAACAUCAACAGUGGUGAACCUUAUAACCCCCUGCCUGUGGAAGUGGUGUUUGCACAUUUCCUGAGCAUCCUCAUUGUGACCUUUGGUUCGGUCAUUUUUGGAAUCCUGUCCAUAAACAAAUAG
Sphaeramia orbicularis (orbiculate cardinalfish) is the source of this 615-nucleotide messenger RNA. Its product is annotated as cytochrome b ascorbate-dependent protein 3-like. Lineage: Eukaryota; Metazoa; Chordata; Actinopteri; Kurtiformes; Apogonidae. The transcript is spliced from 4 exons. The record is from RefSeq and is a predicted model, not a curated record. Gene Ontology annotation, molecular function: oxidoreductase activity. Gene Ontology annotation, cellular component: lysosomal membrane. Bases 1 to 615 code for a protein of 204 amino acids.